CACACGUCAGACCAUCUUAAUCGAGCGUCCUCAGGUAGCGUUGAUGUCGGUCCCUGCCGUCCUGAUAUUUUGCUAACGCGCCGGGACCAAAUCAAAGCUCUAAUAUGUUUCUGUCUGCUGCUGUUCGUUCUGCAGUAUCGCAGGCGGCCAGGCAGGUCAGAAGUCUGCAUCAAUCUGCUGCACGUGCUGGAGCUGGAGGCAUCUUUGUGCACAGAGAUGCUCCUGACAACAACCCUGAUACUCCUUUUGAGUUCACCGAGGAGAACAAAAAGAGGAUUGAGGUGAUCGUUUCAAUGUACCCCGUUGGACACAAACAAGCGGCCACCAUCCCAGUGUUGGAUUUAGCCCAGAGGCAACAUGGAUGGCUCCCCAUCUCGGCCAUGAACAAGGUUGCUGAGGUCCUGGAAAUUCCUCCAAUGAGAGUGUAUGAAGUAGCGACAUUCUAUACAAUGUUCCUGCGUCAGCCCGUGGGAAAAUACUUCAUACAAGUCUGCACCACAACACCCUGCAUGCUCUGCAACUCAGACAGCAUCCUGGAGGCCAUCCAAAACAAACUAGGUAUCAAGGUUGGAGAGACCACUCCAGACAAGAUGUUCACUCUAAUAGAAGUGGAAUGCCUGGGUGCCUGUGUGAAUGCUCCAAUGGUACAGAUCAAUGACAACUAUUAUGAGGACCUUACACCUAAGGAUAUUGAGGAUAUUAUUGAUGAUCUUAAAGCAGGAAGAAUCCCACCACCAGGACCCAGGAGCGGGCGCUUCUCCUGUGAGCCUGCAGGAGGAUUAACUUCUCUGACAGAGCCUCCCAAAGGACCCGGCUUCGGUAUAAGACCAGACCUGUAGACAUUUCUGGCUAUCACCUGCUUUUUUUUUUCUAAAGCAACUUUUGCCUAAAGCUGGUAUUAUAUUUAACUCAAACAUUGUGUAAAUAAAUCAUUCAUGUGCCUCUGC
Molecule: messenger RNA, 947 nt
Organism: Monopterus albus (swamp eel)
Lineage: Eukaryota; Metazoa; Chordata; Actinopteri; Synbranchiformes; Synbranchidae
Gene: ndufv2
Product: NADH:ubiquinone oxidoreductase core subunit V2
Exons: 8
Coding region: 105-839 (244 amino acids)
Biological process (GO): mitochondrial electron transport, NADH to ubiquinone
Cellular component (GO): respiratory chain complex I
Molecular function (GO): NADH dehydrogenase activity
Source: RefSeq, a predicted model, not a curated record